AUGUCUAUGGACCCUCAAGCAGUGCUGCUUUCGGUAUUGGACAUCAGCGCGGAUGCAUAUCUCAUGGGGAGUGGAGAUGAUGACUGGACCGAAGACCCAGCAGAGGCGGGAGAGGAGGAGAAUUCAAAGCUGCCUCGAGUCUUGCGGCCCGCGGACCCCGCUCUCCAUAAAUGGAUGCUUCACCACCGUGACGAGUAUCUGAGGAUUCUACUCUGGCACCAUGGGAGGGGCAAUUCCAACGAGAAAUGCCUUAAGGAAUGUGGUGUCAACGUUGUUGCGUCGACGUCCACAUCCACAAUCCUCUUCACGCGAUAG
Mycena indigotica is the source of this 315-nucleotide messenger RNA. RefSeq names its product CxC2 domain-containing protein. Lineage: Eukaryota; Fungi; Basidiomycota; Agaricomycetes; Agaricales; Mycenaceae. The record is from RefSeq and is a predicted model, not a curated record. Bases 1 to 315 code for a protein of 104 amino acids. The transcript has 3 exons.